Messenger RNA from Juglans microcarpa x Juglans regia, 2457 nucleotides. Its product is annotated as cation/H(+) antiporter 14-like. The record is from RefSeq and is a predicted model, not a curated record. Gene Ontology annotation, cellular component: endomembrane system; membrane. NCBI's taxonomy places the organism in Eukaryota, Viridiplantae, Streptophyta, Magnoliopsida, Fagales, Juglandaceae. Gene Ontology annotation, molecular function: antiporter activity. Gene Ontology annotation, biological process: regulation of pH; proton transmembrane transport. The transcript has 3 exons. Bases 1 to 2457 code for a protein of 818 amino acids.
AUGACUGUUGGGACAGUCACUGGGCCAUUUUCUAAAGAAGGCAUGGUAUGCCAAUACCCACACAUGAUGAUCUCCUCCAACGUCGGCACACGGUUUGGAAAUAAUCCUUUUGACAACAUAUUUCCUACUUUUCUAGCCCAGAUUGUUUUUAUUUUCUGGCUUACCAGAAUCGUUUACACCUUUCUGAAACCUUUGAGACAAAGUAUUCUCUCUGCACAAGUUGUGGCUGGUAUAAUCAUGGGUCCAACAAUUCUUGGGCGUUGCACCAAACGGCCAAUGCAGAAGCUGUUUCCAAUGGCAGGCAAAGUGGUACUUCAAACUGCUGCAAACGUUGGCUUUAAUCUUCAUCUCUUUCUAUUAGGAAUAAGGAUGGAUGCUAGAAUUUUGAAAAAGGCAGGUGGUUCUGCUGCUCUUAUCGGCACCAUGGGUUAUGCGAUGCCUUUUACAUUCGCUGGACUAACCUAUUACACUGUCAGCCAUGUCAUAACCUUAGACCGCACCAUUACAACUUCCAUUCCUUUUAUCAUUGCUAUUGGUUCCAUUUCCACCUUUCCCGUCAUCACCAGCCUCCUUGCUGAUCUCCAAAUCCUCAACUCUGAGCUUGGAAGAUUAGCAACUUAUAUCUCCAUAAUCGGUGAUCUUUGGAGCUUUGGCACAAUUCUAACCACGACAACAUUGGGUUUAGUUGCUCGUGGCUCUAAAUGGAUGUCAUUCUGGGCUCUGUUUUGGGUCACCAUCUUCGUGACCACUAUCAUAUUCGUUUUCCGGCCAUUCAUUGUAUGGUUAACGAAACGCAACUCAGAAGAAGAAACCAUGCGGGAAACACACUUCAUUAUCGUUCUUCUGAUUGUGAUGGCGUGCGGAUUUUCUGCUGAAGUUAUUGGUCUGCACGCUGCCUUUGGGUCUUUUCUGUUGGGAAUUGCUUUGCCAGACGGGCCGCCACUCGGUUCAGCAUUAGUUCAGAAGCUUGAUACUAUAGCAACUGGGCUGCUCCUUCCAGUUUUCAUUGCGAUAAGCGGUUUGCAGACGGACUUGUUGUCGGCGGCAGUAGGGCACUCUUCAGCAAUCACCGAGUUAUUCAUCGUUUUGGGCUAUAUAGGGAAGUUCAUUGGUACACUUCUGCCUGCGCUUUUCUGCGGUUUGCCCUACUGGGAGGCCGUAACUCUCGCGUUAAUCAUGUGUUGCAAAGGCGUCAUAGAGGUUGCUGCAUACAUUAUGUGGAAGGAUGCCGGUAUCAUAGACGACCAAGUCUUUGCCCUUUUGUUAGUGACGAUGUUGAUUGUAUCUGGGGUAGCCAGGCCCAUGGUAGCUCACCUUUAUGACCCAUCAAAGAGGUACAUGGCCUACGCGAGAAGGACCGUGCUUGAAUCUCGUAACAGCAUUCAGCUUCGACUUCUGAUCUGUGUCCACCAGGAAGACAAUGUUCCUACCAUUUUAAGUCUUCUUGAAGCCUCGAAUUCCACCAGAUUAACCCCAAUGUCCAUCUUUGUCCUACACCUCAUGGAGCUAACCGGCAGCGCCGCUGCCGUACUUGUCCCCCAUCUCCGUACUCAAAGCAAAUCCACUCCUAAUGCUACUAGUGCAGAACAUACUGUGUCUGCUUUCCAACAGUUUGAGCAGCAGCAUCAAGGGAAUGUAGCAGUGCAGCAUUUCACUGCAAUUGCGCCAUAUGCAAGCAUGCACAAUGACAUUUGCAGUAUUGCACAAGACAAGAGAACCACAAUUGUGAUUCUCCCCUUUCACAAGCGUUGGGCAAUUGAUGGAAGAGUUGGAUCAUCCAACGCUUCCAUCAGGACCGUCAAUCUCAACGUCAUCAACAAGGCACCAUGCUCAGUCGGAGUCCUCAUCGACCGGGGACAAAUCGGCGGUAAGUGGUCUUCUUUAACAUCCAGGUCGUCGUAUCGUGUUGGUUUGCUAUUCUUCAGUGGUGCAGAUGAUUUGGAGGCUUUUGCCUAUGGCAGACGCAUGGCGCAGCAUCCCCACGUCAACCUCACAGUGAUUAGAUUCUUGCAUGAAUGUAAAACUCAUGAAAAGAAUCUUGAAGAUGAGUUGAUCUGUGAGUACAGGGCAAAUGCACUCAUGAUGGGAAAUAAUCACUAUAAAGAGAAGAUUGUGGGAGAUGGAGUAGAAACUACGCAGGCAAUCCAUGCUAUGGAGGGUGAUUUUGAUUUAGUAAUCGUGGGCAGGUGCCAUGAACCCAACUCACCGUUUAUAAGAGGGCUGAGCACAGAAUGGAGUGAAUGCCCUGAGCUUGGGCUGAUCGGAGACAUAUUGGCCAGUUCGGAUUCCCAGUUUUCAGUUUUGGUAGUGCAGCAACAACCGGACGGAAAUAUGCCGCCAGGGAUGCUCUCCACCGUGACGUCUAAAAAUAAAUCUUUUGGUUCAAAGUUGGCUAGUGAAUUUUCAGAUGGUGAAGAUUUUACACCAGAUUACUCUAAACUAGAGGUAGGGGAAUGA